AUCGCUGAAUAACUAACACUCAACGAGUGAGAAUUUCGUUCGGUGUUUUUGGAAAGAAAGAUAUCAAGAUUUUUUUGUGUGGUGUAGAAGAAAAAUAGAAAAUUAAAUUCUAUUUUAUUGUGCAUUAAUAUUACAUUUUACAUAAAAUUCCUACUUUUUAUAAAAGAAAAAAGCUGGAAUUAAAACAAUAUUAAAUUUUUUGUAAAGAAACUUGCGUUAAAAUUAACCAACAAAUAAAUUAAAAAUCAAUUAAUUUGCAUAAAGGGAAUUAUAACCAAGAUAGAACGUAAUUUCAAAAGCCAUCCAAAAUAAAAGAAAAUUUACGUGAAAAAAAGUAUGGUGUGUAAGAGCAAAGAGGAAAAAAUAAGAAAAAUAUAACGAGAAAGAGGAAAAACGAGAAAAGUAAAACGCACAAGUGAAUAAGUAUCAAGUAAAAAAAAGUAUUCUUUGUAACACAAAAAAAUAAUAAAAAAAGUGGCCAUAAUUAAUACUCCUAACAAAGAAUAUAUUACAUAUAAAAUAUAGAUAAGUCUGUUUGUGUCUCUGUGUUAGUGUUUUUAUAUUGUUCCAUCUCUAAUAUAAUACAAAAAAAAAAAUAAAAAUAAUUAUGUUGAUCUCGUGCAAAUGUCUAAACUUUAUUGCUACAACAAGUAAUAAUCAACAAAAGCAACAGCAGCAAUUGCAGAAUGUGUCGCAACAGCAACUGCCGGUUGCAACAACAGCUGCUGAUGUUGCAACAGCUGACUUAAAGAAGAAUAAUGCAGCAGCAGUGGCAGCUGUUGCUAUGCAACAAUCGUCUAAUGAUUGCAACAACACUUUGUUAGCAGCAACGUCUUCCAAUAACAACUCAAUUCCGAAACCCAGUAACGACGACGUGAUGAACAACGAGUCUUUUUCACUAACCAAUGUUUUAAGGCAAACAUUUCUACAAAAAUAUCCCAGAAAUUUUGUAUUUUAUUCACAGUGCAUGGAUUUCUUUAAACAGGCCAUUGGACCAGUGCCCGAUUUAACAAUAAACGUCCUUAGUCAAAGGGAUCUUAUCUAUAGUCUAACAUUGGAAAUUACCGAAGCACAAUCAAAAUCAUUGUGGCAACUGAGUGUCUGCAGCAAUUGCAAUGUGGCCUUGUGUGCCAAACGUCUGCACAAUAGUCCACCACAAUAUCUCAUCAAUUGUGGUCUGCUGACCAACAACGAGGAAUUAUCCCAAAAACGAUCAGACAAAGCGUUCUCCGAUACUUUCGGUAUACUGAUAAUGGAUCAUCCAAAAAUGGAUGUGGUUAGCGCAAAUAAUCAAAAUACAAACAGCAAUUUAACAAUCGGCUCAAUGUCCACCUCCUUUGCAACAUCGUCUUCGACGAACCUCCAUUUGGAUUCGAAACAAUUGCGCUUACGGCAAUUGCAGGGCAAUUUGCAGCAACGCCUGCAAAGAGAAAUAGCCGAGACGGAUGAGCGCAUACAGCGCUAUACGGCCCAGCAGUUUGCUUUGCUGAAAAGUUUCCGUGAAAAGUCUGAACAGGAAUACCAAAUGUUAGUGACGCUAAUACAAUGCAUACCCGAGCAGCAGGCCAACGAGUGGCUCGAACGUCAACCACCCGCACUAGAUGUCAGCCAUAAUGGUGGCAAUUUAGCGUAUGCCGGUGCACGCAGACGUAAUACCAUUUCCAGUCGUCGUGAACUUAGUACGGCCCCAACUACACCAACUGCAAUACAACCACCGAACACUAUAUAUAAUUUGAAUAGAGAGAAUUAUGUGAGAAAUUCUAUGACUGCCACGCCUACUUCACCUACAAGUGCCAUAAUUACUGCAGCAAAUAAUACUCACUCAACAACAGGGGUGACGUCAACGGCCAGCAUAGCCACUUCCACUACCCCAACCACUGUUGGCAGUGUUAGUAGCUCAGCUUUGAAUCGUAAAAUGUCAAAUUUCGAUACACCACCAGCUACACCCGAAGCUAUACCCAUGAGUGUGGGCAAUAGUCCCACAUUUCGCCAGCAGCAACACAAUGUAUUUGCCAGCCAACAGCAAACAGUUCAGCAACAAUAUUCAACACCCUCUGUCGAAACCGCUGACGAUUGUCUCUUCGAAUUGGAGGGUGUUGAUGGCAGCAACAUAGUUUCACCCCAACACCAACAGCAGCAGCAGCAGCAGCAGCAACAGAAUCGUACGAUGUAUUUACAAUAUCCACCAUCACCAAUGCGUCUUUUACAGUCGCAGCAACAGCAGCCACAAAAUGUGCCACAUCAAAUACUGCCACCUUACAACAGCUAUCAGCGUAGCUUAAGUUAUAUUAAUGCACAGCCGGAAAACCAUAUGAGCGAUUUAGAUGAGAGUGAUGAUGCUGAAGAAGCUGAAGAUGCUCUGGAUUUGGAUACCUCAAUGCCAAUAGCCAUGACUGCAACCCCCCACAGACGCAUAAAUUCGAAAACCGCAGCACAAGUAGCAAAUUUUGCUAAAAGUCUACCUAUAGAAAUAGCUAACUCUCCGCUAGCUGUUGGACGCAGUUAUAUGGCCACUUUAGAAUCGGAUGAAGAUGAACUUGACAAUAAUGUUGAUAUAGCGGCCAGCAUUAAAGCUUUAGCUAAAAGUGUCCAUGGAGAGGCGGUGUUUGGUGAUUUACCCAGACCCCGUUUGCGUUCACAAAUUUAAAUACAACAUAAUGAUUACGAUGAUGAUGAUGAUGUUUUUUAUUAAUUGUCUACAUAUUUAAUAAUAGCUUCAAAAUCUAUGAAGACUUUUAUACAUUUUUAAUUAAUUAAUUAUUUUUUUUUUUUCAUACUGACGCUAUUUCAGCAACAAAAUAUUAGUUUUAAGUUACUACUUUUUUUCUAAACACAAUGAUGUCUUUAUGUUAAGUUUAAUUAUGUGUAAUAAUUUUUUUUCUUUCUUUUUUUUAGAACUGAAUAAUUUUUUUUAUUUAAGAAUAUUUCUACUUUUUUUUUCAAAAAUUCAUAAAAAAUUUUAUAUAUUUUUUUUAUUGAUGCAUUAAUAUUAUAGACUAUAAUGUUUAAACAUAACAACUACAAAAAACCCCACAACUUGACCAUGCUCAUCAUUUUUUUUUUAAAUAUUAAUACCUACAUAAUAAAUAAAUCAAAUCCAACAGCAUAAAAUUCAUAUUUAAACAUCUUUAUUAUGUUUAAGGUGUUUUGUUAACGAAAAAUAAUACAAAUAAUAUGUUUAAAUAAAUGUUUAUAUAAUAAA
Messenger RNA from Calliphora vicina (urban bluebottle blowfly), 3202 nucleotides. RefSeq names its product Proline-rich Akt substrate 40 kDa (gene PRAS40). The transcript is spliced from 4 exons. Gene Ontology annotation, cellular component: cytoplasm. The record is from RefSeq and is a predicted model, not a curated record. Gene Ontology annotation, biological process: negative regulation of protein kinase activity; neurotrophin TRK receptor signaling pathway; negative regulation of TOR signaling. NCBI's taxonomy places the organism in Eukaryota, Metazoa, Arthropoda, Insecta, Diptera, Calliphoridae. Bases 608 to 2647 code for a protein of 679 amino acids.